Messenger RNA from Paramecium tetraurelia, 1030 nucleotides. RefSeq lists its product as uncharacterized. Gene Ontology annotation, cellular component: cytosol. NCBI's taxonomy places the organism in Eukaryota, Ciliophora, Oligohymenophorea, Peniculida, Parameciidae. Gene Ontology annotation, molecular function: protein serine/threonine phosphatase activity. The record is from RefSeq and is a predicted model, not a curated record. The transcript has 7 exons. Gene Ontology annotation, biological process: mitotic cell cycle; peptidyl-serine dephosphorylation.
AAUCUGUUCAAAUAAUUAUAUUAAAAUGGCAUCACUUAAUAAAUUAAGUAGCAAUGAAAUUGGUAAUAUUGAUAGAUAAAUUGCUAAAUUAAGGCAAGGAUAAAUAUUGACUGAACAAGAAGUCAAGAGUUUAUGCAUCAAAGCAAAAGAGAUAUUAUAGGAUGAACCAAACAUCAUUUAAGUCAGAGCUCCCCUUACUAUUUGCGGAGAUAUACAUGGUCAAUUUCAUGAUCUCAUUGAACUCUUUUAAAUUGGAGGAAACCUACCAGACACUAAUUACUUAUUUCUUGGAGAUUACGUUGAUCGAGGAUCACAAUCAGUUGAAACAUUUUCAUUGAUGUUGUCCCUUAAAGUCAGAUAUAAGGAUCGCAUAGUAUUGUUGAGGGGCAAUCAUGAAAAUAGAGAAAUCAAUAAAAUCUACGGUUUUUAUGAUGAAUGCUUUCGUAAAUAUGGUAAUGAAAUCGUAUGGAAAUAAUUUACAGAGGUUUUUGGAUAUCUCCCACUCUCCGCAAUUGUUGAAUAAUAAAUUUUUUGUGCUCAUGGAGGUUUAUCACCUGCAAUGGAAUCUGUAGAUCAAAUUAAAUAACUUAAUAGAGUUUAAGAUAUCCCACACGAAGGAUUGAUGUGUGAUUUGCUAUGGAGCGAUCCUGAAGAAACAAAAAAUGGAUGGGGAAUCUCUCCAAGAGGGGCAGGUUGGACUUGGGGUUGUGAUAUAACAGAAAAAUUCUUACACUCAAAUAAAUUGAAAUAAAUUGCUAGAGCCCAUCAAUUGGUUAUGGAAGGAAUACAAAAGGUUCAUAAUCAAAAGACUAUUACUAUAUUCUCAGCUCCUAAUUAUUGUUAUAGAUGUGGUAAUUAAGCAUGUAUCGUUGAAGUUGAUGAAUAACUUAAGAUGAAUUAGACACAAUUUGAGCCAGCUCCAAGAGAAAAUGAGCCUCAUACAACCAGAAGAGUACCUGAUUAUUUUCUUUGAAAUAUAUAAAUAUGUUAUAUAAUAAAAAUUGCUUUUAAAAGUAAAACUUUCACUAAA